Molecule: messenger RNA, 1804 nt
Organism: Porites lobata
Lineage: Eukaryota; Metazoa; Cnidaria; Anthozoa; Scleractinia; Poritidae
Source: the annotation of a GenBank genome assembly
AUGGCUGACCUUCCGUUAAGAGAAGACCGUAUUCGCGUACCGUUACCAGGAGGUAAAGGCAAGUGGUCAGAAUGGAAGAAGGCAAUGGUGCCUUACAAAACAGUUGACAAAACUGGCACUGAGCUGACUGAGGAACGCGGGCCAAACCAAGAUGGCUACAUGUGGUCAAAUAUCGACGAUAAAUUAUGCAAAGUAGGAAGACUCUGUGGAAUCUAUGAGUUUCAGGCCAAAGGAAAUCCUGAAGAAGGUCAACUGGAGGGCCGUCGAUAAAAUCCGGAACAUGGAACAUUCCGGAACAUGCCGGAACAUUCCGGAACAUCCCGGAACAUCCCGGAACAUCCCGGACAUGCAAAAAUAAAAAUAGUUUUCAUGAAAAAAAUAUAAUAAAAUAAUAAUAAUAAAAUAAUUUUUGUAAAAAUUAAUAAUAACGUAAGAAAAUAACAAAAAAAACCGAAAAAUAAUGAAAUAAUUAAGAAAAAGAAACUGGUAUCCUCUCUGAGUAUGAGAAAACAAUAUUUUGUCGCAACCGAUUAAAAUUUGUUGGGCGAGUGAGGGUUCAUGCAAAUGACAGUAAUGAGUGAAGGCUUGCUUCUAAAUUCAAAAUAUAUUAAAAUGGGUCGCGAAGAGGGGUUUUUUUAAGCUUUCGUCACAGAGCUACCUCUUGUAAUUGUUUGCCAUGAGUUAAUCAUUUGGCGGUUAUCCAUUUACGGCUCUGCGAUGGUCUAAAAUGUCGGUGCAGUAUUUCAUGUCAAGCCCAGUCGGUAAGUAGCGCAUUUCUUAAGCUCAUUUCAAGCCAACAUAUAUAGUCUCCUUACAUAUAACCGACAUUUGCUUACUUGAGGUGCUUUGCUUCACUUGAGGUUGACAUGAAUUACUUACAGACUACACUGAGACUAGGCGGCUCUGGGAACUUAAGAAGAGUAUAGGGGCUCCUGUCUUUGGAUUUUAGUGGACAAUACUCACAUUCGUAGUAGUUUCUAUACUGUUUACAGUCAGCAUGAUAUUUCAGACGUCUCCUCGAGUCGCAAGAGGAGUUUGCGGGGAGACGGCUAAAAUUCAGGCUAACUGAUAACAGUUAGAAACUACCGCUGCGCUACCACUGCCACUGCAACUAUUCGCGGCGAAUGUGAAUCUUUAAUUUAAUUAUUCAAGUCCAAAGCGACGAGCCCCUAAGCUCUUCUUACGGUCGCAAAGCCGUAAAUGAAUAACCGUUAAACCGCACGGCAAACAUUUCCAUGGACCCUCGCCCCACAAAUUAUUUGCGACAAAAUAUUGUUUUCUCAUACCCGGAGAUGAUACGAGUUUCUUUUUCUUUAUUUCUUCGUCUUUCGGUUUUUUGUUAUUUUACGUUAUUAUUAAUUUUUAUAAAAAAUGUUUUAUUAUUAUUAUUAUUAUUAUUUAUUUAUUUUCAUGAAAAUGUUUUUUUUUUUUCAUGUUCCGGGAUGUUCCGGAAUGUUCCGGAAUGUUCCGGCAUGUUCCGGAAUGUUCCAUGUUCCGGAUUUUAUCGACGGCCCAACUGGAGAGUGCAGUGGUUUAUGUUGGAAGCACUUGUCCGCGUAAAAAAGAUGACGGAGUAUGCCUUAGAUUGAAAAGCAGGAUCAUCGGCUACUGCAAAUACGGAAACCAUAAAGACAUUCUAAUAAACGACGCAUUGAGCAGAGGAUAUGAGCUGUGGGUCCGUUAUAAGGAAGCUGGAAGUGUAAAAGAAGCUCAAGAGUGGGAGAAUGACCUGCUAGGCAAAUAUGAUUACGCGUGGAACCAAAGGUGUAAUGGUGGAAAACAUGGUAUACGAGAUAUACUGUGA